AUGGGAAGUUCUUUACCCCCUCUGGUCCCUGUUCAACUUCCAUCUCCAACGGAAACCCAUUUAUGGUAUCUUUUACCCAAUGAAGUGAAGAGGAAACCCCUGAUAGAUCAAUAUUUAGAAUUUCUAUCACCAUGUGAGAAAGAAUAUGUUUUUAGCAUGCGUGGAGAGGAGCUGAGGAAACGAGCUCUGCUUGCACGUGCUUUGACAAAUCCUGAAGUUAAUCCCAGAUCCUUGAAGUUUAGGAAAAACAUCCAUGGAAAGCCUGAGGUAGACUGGCAGCAUAGUGAUGAUUGGAACCCACCACCAAUGAAUUUCAAUUUGUCACACACUUCUUCAUUGAUAGCCUGUGGAGUGACCCUGGAUUCUCAAAUUGGUAUUGAUGUGGAAGAAAAGCAAUGGAAAACAAAGAACAAUAUCUUGGCUUUUGCCUGGCGAUAUUUCUCUCGCUAUGAAGUGGAACUCUUAACUGCUAUUUCAGACCUGGAGGUUCAGUGCCAGGAGUUCAUAAUAUUAUGGACCCUCAAGGAAGCAUACGUCAAAGCACUGGGAAGAGGCUUCUCAGGCUCCCCUUUCAAGAUCUUUACUAUUCAGUUUAGGGCUACCGUGACCGGGAACUUGCAUCCUUCUGGUAAUAUAAAAUCUAAGUGACUAUUGGUGGAUCGGGCAACUGGUCUGUUCAGUUCCAGGUUGGUGUGCCUGACUUGUCAUUGCCACGAUAGAAGUGAAGACUUGUGAGCACUAAGGAGAUGAGCUCCAUUAUUUGACAGCAGACAGUGGGAAUGGGUUCUAUUGCUUCAUUGACAUAAAGUGUUUAGCACUAACUCAACAUUCAAUGCUUCAAAUUGCUUUUAACAUACUUCUUUUCUGCCUCUGAAAUAGUUGUCGAGUCUUUUGAUGACCCUACCAUCCUUGCAAGCAAUUGGCAGUUUGCACUGUUGGAAUUGCCAGGUUUUCAUUAUGCUGCCAUUUGCACGGAAAUGGAUGGUACCCUUGGUAAAUGCAAGGCUCCAACCAAAAUGACGGUUUGGAAGACUAUUCCGCUUCUUGAAGACAAAUGCGUUUCUGGAACUGAUGCAAUUGUAGCAAUCGGUGGCUUAACCUAAUCAGUUACUGUCUUAUCAUAUUAUUGGGGAUGAUGACUCUGCGGUACUGGGUCUACAAUAUUAUACUAUAUUCAAGCAAUAGAAAUGGUACAAUUUUUGUGCUUAACAGAGCAAUGUGCUGCUUUCAACUGUUUGUUGAUUUGCAUACCAAUAUUGUAGAUAAUGCGAAUAUUUAAUGUUUAUGCUAUUUCUACCUUUGAAUGUAUCAAGUUUGCAUACUUUGGGAUGUAAAAGGGACCAUUUGGUUUUGCCCCCAACCCUCUUGGAUUCAUACUUUUAAUCAUUGUUCAAUUCGCGGAUACAAUUAUAGAUGAUGUUAUCGUAUUGUACUUGUCAUCAAGGGCAAGACUUACCGGUUACUGAAAAUUAAU
Messenger RNA from Ilex paraguariensis (yerba mate), 1474 nucleotides. The record is from the annotation of a GenBank genome assembly. Lineage: Eukaryota; Viridiplantae; Streptophyta; Magnoliopsida; Aquifoliales; Aquifoliaceae.